Messenger RNA from Acanthaster planci (crown-of-thorns starfish), 2818 nucleotides. RefSeq lists its product as uncharacterized. Gene Ontology annotation, molecular function: protein binding. The record is from RefSeq and is a predicted model, not a curated record. NCBI's taxonomy places the organism in Eukaryota, Metazoa, Echinodermata, Asteroidea, Valvatida, Acanthasteridae.
UACACUGACACGCCUGAUCUUGCGACACUGCCAAGGGGUCGUUCCCAAAUCACACAGGCCCGUGUUCUGGGCUGCACGUACACGACUUGCUUCACUGCAACAAUUAGUUGCGUAUAUAAACACUGUCGGUGGUCACUGUGCAGCAAACAUACGGAUUGAAAAGGACCAUUUCUUCCAAGUUUCAACAUGGGAGGCAUAUUCUCAAAACAUCGUGCAAAACGAGAGGUCAUCCAUCCCGACAUGGCUACCGGGGAACCCAUAUCAGCGCAUGAAACUCAUCGUCACAGUCACGAAGGUGGAGGCCACAUAUUCCUUCCCCCUGCCGGCUUUGGUGGGGAUCCGGUGGACUUCAAUGCGGACUUGAAUGAUAUAGAUGGCCGUUACGUCUUUCAGAACGUCACAGAAAACGGCCUGGCCUACGCUGCGGGAUUUAGGAACGGGGACGUACUGUUUGGAAUAAACGGUACGACCAUCGAGGGCAGAGGCAUUGAGUACGUUCUUGAUCUUCUCCGCACGAAUCAUGGGUAUCAAGUGCCACAACUGCUGCUGGCUGUUCAGCGCAACUCAGAGAUUGCUGGAGAAUUUCCAGAGUUUAUUUGGGUCAUCUUCAAGGUGGUUUUUCAACUUGGUGGCCCAACAGUCGAGGUGAUUCAGACGCUUGUGAAUGACACUGCGAAGAUGCCAUUCAUCGAUGUCGGUCCGUCGUUCUCGUGGCUGGGACCACCCGUCGAUAAAGUAGAUAUUUAUAUUGGUGGGGAUCCUCCACUAUAUCUCAGUGUUGCAGAUGACAAGAUGGUGUUUGCAAAAUACGGCCCAAGCAGUGCGUUCUAUAUGUACAAGUACGUGGGUGGUAAAGCGGCAGAGGGCAACGUUGUGGCGUAUUCUUUACAAUCCCUCAAGCCUCCAGAUCUGCAACCAAAACGUAACACUCCAGCACGGUCGGCCGAAAACACCGUAGAAGUUCUGGAUUUUCCGUCGUGGAUGAUUGAUAGCAAAGAUAUUAAAGAGGCUUCCCGUCUGUGGUACGAAAAGAUUUACGAGACUGGAUUUUCUCUUGAAAGCGCACAGGCGGAAGGAAUGUACCUUGGCAUGAGUGAGACUGGUGGAGCCAUGUUAUCAAAGGAAAAAACUGAACUGAAGGUCAACAUCAGCUCCAUAAAGGCACCGAAGUUGGAACAGUCUGGCGUUUGAGGCAAUGCUGCCUAGAAGAUACCACUUUGCUGGCCAUAUUUCAUUUGACCUUCAAGGGGGCUCGUUUGUAUCUAUACAUCUAGUGCCUUUUGUUUAGUACAAUUGAUAGCUGUGGGCGCCCACGAACAGUCAUUAUGGGCCCGACACUGCUUUUUAUACGGUCUUCGUAUUUUAACUUGCAUUUGAAAUAAAAUGUUAAAAAAUAAAUAUUGUUAUUUCAUAUAUAGGCCUAGUUACAGCCGGUUCAAGUAACAAACAUAUACAUCUGCCUACCACAGAGACAGUGGAGAUAUUUUAGCACGGUUUCAAAAUCAAGGAUCAUUGAUUACCUUUCAAAUCAAGAUGCCCGUUUGUCAAAUUUUAACAUUUCUCCAGGCUACUUCAGAAUAAUUUCUCACACUUUAAAAAAUAUUUUCCCAUAUUUUUCGUAUUCGUAAUCUCUUCGGUUUUUUUGGAAUAAAUUAAAUCGUUUCUGUAAAGAUACUUAGUAAGAAACCCCCUUUGAAGAAAAUGUACCCGACAGAAAAGAAAGAUGUAAGUAUGAAACAGGUGUUCCAAGAUACGUAGCCAGAUAGGUGUCUUAACAUACGGCAGUAACAGAUCUGUAUACACGCUGUAUGCCGCUACAUAAAAUGAAGGGGAUCGUAUAAUGACACAGACGCUUUGGUAGCUUUUUGCAAGGUAACUCUUUAAAUCGUUCAAAAUAGCAAUAACAUACCUGCAGCAGCGUAUUACUAGCUCAAGCACAGUACAGUAGGGGAAAUGUUUGGGAUUUCCACUUUUCCUGUGUCUCUGUGGUAAAUAUCAGUCUUAUAUGGGUUUUUAUCAGCCAUAUUUGGAAAAUGUGACAUAAGAAUCAAUAGCUUUCGUGCAAAAUAGAAUGAACGUUCAAAAUCCGUGUUUCUAUUUAACAAACGAUAAUUCUAUUUCAAUGGGGGUGCACCCGAAUGUGCAGCGAAUUUAGCAUAUUGACAUUUAGUUGUAAUUUGAAAUCGAAGGCACGUCUGCAAUUCCGUUUUACUUUUCAUCAGUCUAUUUCACUAAAUAAACAGCCAAUUUCUGUGCAGUGUUGCCUAGCGAAGCAUUCAAAUCAUGUACGUGAAUACAAAAGUAACAUGUGAAAAUGUUUGAGAAGUUAAAGUUGGAAUAUUCAUGAUUACUGAACUAAAUCAAGUGGUACAUUCUUUUGAAAGAUACCAACUGCCGUAAUGAAGCCCUUGAUAAAAACUUAACUUUUUUCUCAGUAUUUCCCACAAUCGAAUCAUAUAGCCUAUGAGAUACAUAGCCUGAUACUAUCCAUAUCUCUCCCGAUGUCUUAAAAGUAGACAGGCCACUGGCAGAUAGACAGUCAAACUAAUGUAAUGCAAAAAGACAACAGAAGAUGCGAAGAAGACAGAGCCAUCUGUUACAAAUCCCUAGACCCUGUGUUGCAUGACAUGUAAUGUUUCCUUUUAUUGUCCUAAUAAUGUUCCUACAAUACUAUAUUGAAUGAUUUUAUUUUGGUCGGAUUUAUAUCAUUUGAAUACAUCAUUUGCUCACACUUCACAUUGAAUUUUGCCUAUAUGUACGAGUAACACAUCAGUGCUUAGUUAGGCCCACAAUAAACUGCAUGAUGACUGCAAAAUCA